Molecule: messenger RNA, 5129 nt
Organism: Episyrphus balteatus (marmalade hoverfly)
Lineage: Eukaryota; Metazoa; Arthropoda; Insecta; Diptera; Syrphidae
Gene: RhoGAP18B
Exons: 5
Coding region: 817-4899 (1360 amino acids)
Biological process (GO): regulation of GTPase activity; signal transduction
Cellular component (GO): cytoplasm
Source: RefSeq, a predicted model, not a curated record
UGUGUACGUACAACAGCCCCCAGUCAUCUCCGUCUCUCUAGAUGAUCUUUGAACUUAAUUAAUUAAGCACAAUGAUCUCAAUUGUUGGUUGUAUAUUUUUUUAUUAUUUUUUUUUUCCUGAAUUGAUUUUGAUUAAACUACACAUGUCUCUGACGACGACGACUACGACGACGAUGAAGUCGAAACAUGCAUCCAUCCUACUUGUCUUCACCCUCUAAAAGGCAUCAUAUAAAAACUCAUUCAAUAUGUGUAUAGAAGUAUUUUAUUUUUUUCGUGUUCGUUAAAAAUCUUCAUUCUGAACAUUUUCCAAACGAAGUCCAGAGCUCCAAGACAUAAGAUUAGUCAGAUUAAGUAUCCGUCCCAGUGUAGUUGAUAAUAGAAACAAAUUUUUAAGUAAUAAAAAAUCACUUUAAAAGUGAACAAACUGAUACCAACAAAAAUUAUAACUUCCUUUCCUAAAAUCGAUCGUGUCUCUUAUCGUUGUUUGAUUUUGAAAGAAGACAAAUAAAUAAACACACACCUUUGUUAUCAACGAAGAACUUUGUAUGCGUGCGUGUAUCAGUGCAAGAAAUAUAACCUCUUUUAAGAAUAUAAUACAAAAAUUCCCAACAUAAUUCGCGUAAAUAUAUACAGUUAUGAUAAUAUCACAAACACGAUUUCAAAAUGACUCAUUCAUUCUGGAAUGUGAGUCGCUCUGCUGUUCUUGAUUUAUGUACAUAAAAAUAACCAACAACAAAAGCUAUACAAAAAAGAUACACCAAUACAAUAAAACAAAAUUUUUAACACAAAAUUUCCAUAAAUGAAAAAACAACAAUCAUGCCAAAAGGAAGUAGCUCCGAGAAUGUUCAUUUCGAUUUCAGAGGAACUUCAACCUCAAACUCAACCAUAAACAGUCUUGGUAGUGCGAGUGCCGGUCACAAUUUAAAUCUGAACACCAUCACCACCACCAACACCGACUGCAUCGGAAGUGCGAAAAACGGCCAUUGUAACAAUUUCAACGAUCUUCAUGAAUAUUCAAAUGUUCAAUUCGGUUCUAGCAAGACGUUAAUAUUUUCAAAGUUCUUCAAUACUUCUAAGACCGACGAUAAUAGUCCAGCUUACGAAAAUCUAUGCUCCGGGUGUGGCUAUGGAGUAUUCGAAGCACGCGGUGAAUUGUGCAAUUUCUGUCAAUACGUACUAAACGGGUGUCCGACUGUGUCGGCCGAAGAUAACACCAAUAAUAUUUAUGAGAAUAUAUGUGAUAAGUGCUCUCAAUUGUACAGCGGUGACGAGUGUUUAUUUUGUUUAGAAACUUCUAACAAACACAUUAAGGAGAAUAAUAUCGAUAACAAUGUUAAAUUGAGUUCAAAGAAAAAGUUGAAAAAACGUUUGAUUCACAGUCUUCUCGGAUCGUUGAAGAGAGUCAAGUCGUUUAACGCUGCUACAACAACGUCGUCGUCUCAAGUAGUGAAUAUAAAAUCUCCUAAUCGGAAAUUACAAAUUGUACACAAUGUCGACGGUUUUGAGAAUGUUUUUUCUACAAAUGAAACCUUCGAUUUGAAUCGUAUUUGUGAGUUAAAACAAAAACAACAACAACAACAUAAUAAUAAAAUCAAAGCUAGUACAAGUGAUCAUCAUAUUUAUGGGAAACUGCGCAAAAGCGACGAAGAUGAUCAUUUGCAUCGAACACAUUACGAAUGUAUAAAACAAAAAUCACAAUCUGACGAUUAUCUAAUCAGUGGAACCACCGUCAGUAUUGUCGGCAGAUGUGAUGAUCCGUUGUAUUGUAGCACCUCUAUCAAUAGUCACGAUUCAUUGUUGUUUUUAGAUGAUAACAAUACAACUCGUAAUAACUCAUUGUCAUAUUUACAUACCAUACGGAAUAGUGUUAGUGAAUGGAUGACGUCAUUGAGGUGUGAAACCCACGAUUAUUAUAGUUUUGGGGCGCCAGAUACGGUGCUUAGUAAUCCGAAAAGUAUUCCUGGGAAUUUCUCAGAAUUUAAUGCUUCAUCGUUUGUAUUUUAUCCUAGGCACGUAGAAUCUUACGAUCAAAUGCAAAGGCAUACGAAACAGAUUUUAGCACAAGCUAAAUCUGAAACGAGCUCAUUUUCUGAUGAAAUCAGUCAGGUAGAAUUUGCACAGCAAAUGGUUAAUGAAUUUAAACGGAAUCUCAUGGAGAAACCAGGGCCACACAGUGUAGCUUAUAAAGAGCAUAUGAAAACAAAACGUCAGGGGAUCCACCUGAAACUCGACGUCGUUGUCGACGAUCAUAUUGAAAACAAACAACAACGAGCACAAACUAAUUAUCAGCAGCGUGUUGUUGUAGACGAGAACGUCGACGACGACGAUGACGGCGACGGUGGUGGUGUAGUUUGGAUGGUGGGAGAUCAUCAACAGCGGCGGCGGAACGAUAGUAAUUGUUUAUUGCAGCAGUCUUCUGCGCAGGCUCAAGUCGUAGCUCUGGCUGCAGGUCUGAACGGAAAUCGACGUAAGCCAGAGCAUCAGUUGAACAAAAGGUGCUGUAUCUACGAGAAAGAUUCGGAUUUUGUUAGUGAUAUUUUGCAGGUUUUUGAUUCAAUUCUUCUCCGUGAAUCAGAUAAUAAUAAUAUUUCUCCACCAUCACCGUCACCAUCAUCGUCUUCAUCGUCAUCGUCGUUGUCUACAUUUGUCGAAUUUAGAAAUUGUGAAAAUAGUCAAGUGGUUAAUGAAGUUUUGUUAGAUAUUCUACCACAAUCUUCAACAAGUGAUUCAAAAAGUUAUCAAGUAAUUUCGACGCUCCCACAGAACCUAAACCUAAAUCUAGAUCAAAUUGCCUUUGACUUACUGCUCUCGAAAAGUCUCAAUAAAAUCGUUAUAAACUAUGAAAUUCCCUUGAAAUUAUUUUUAAGUGGUGUUGAUAAAUCAUCUCAUCUCUGUCAUCUUUCAUAUCCCAAAUUGAAAAAGAUAUUCCAACGUUUUCAAGUGUUUUUGUCUAAAAAUCAUCAGAAAAAUGUACAACUUGUUUGUGUGAAAAAGAAAGUGUCAAGUGAUUGUUGUAUGGAAGCAAGGUCAUUAGAAAUAAAUAAACAAGAACUUCUAGCCAUCGAAUAUAAAUCCCAUUCUUCCAGUUUUGAAGAGAAGAAAUUUGAAGUGCCUCACCCAAAAUUACCAGCAGGUGUUGAUUCAAUCGAAACAAUGACAGUACCUAAUGGAACUUUGAAUACAAAGGCCGAUCAUGAUGAAGAUGAAAAAGAAGAAGAGCCAAUCUACCAACCUAUAUGGAAGUUCAAAACCUUAGGCGAAGUGGCUGAAGAGACUGACAUCACAGAUGUAUACUACGACGGCGAUCACCACUUGCCACGAAGAUGUGACUCAUCUAGUUCUCUAGUUGGAGUCGCAGCAGAUAUUGAAGAUCACGAUGAAUGGGAGCCCGAUGACGAAUUUACAUUCACAACCAAGUUGGAUAUGAGGGCUUGUGGUGGGAAUAGGGAUGCGGACACGAUCAGUGUGAAUACAAUACAAUCGUCCAGUGGAAGUACCAUAACUGGAUAUGCUAGCAGUAUUAGUACGAUGACUUUGGCAUCGACAACGUCCAGUACUGGCGUUGGCGACGGUAGCGGAUGUAUUCCGAGCGUCACACAUCACAUAUUAAGGAACAUAUGCAUAUUCUAUAGCCUGAAAGAUCCAAAGAUACGUGCGGUUCUAUAUGAAUACGAUCGGAAUCGAUGUUCGAGCUAUUUUGCGCAGCAGAUGCCACCACAACCGCCACCAUUACCCGCGUCGUUGUUGUCGCUUUCAUCAUCAUCAUCAUCAUCGUUGUUGUCCAUUAAAAAGACAGGGCGAGGCGGUGCGAAUGGUUCUACACCGCCAACAACAAGUGCGGCGGACUAUUACGAUACUACGACGAGGCGAUCACCCUGCUUCGAUGGAAAUAAAUUUGCAAAAAAAUCAUCGAGUGAAAGUGGGAGCCCAAUACUGCCAGAUUCAGUUCAAGCGUGGAAAUAUUUGCUGUUGGAUGUAAAUUAUCUCGAGGAUGAAGAAGACAUGAUCGUUUCAGAAAGUCAAAUACUAAAAGCUCAAACAGUUCAAGAAAUGGAUAGCACUCCGCCCCGUGUAGGGGUUCUUCAAAGAUUCAAAAGUAUUUCUAGUUCAAGUUUACUUGAUAUGCCAGCUGAAGAAGAUAAGAAGUCAAUUACCGAAAGAGUGAGAAAUAAAUUGCAACGAGGAGUAUUCAAAUUACAUCCAAGAUCCCCAAAAGAAGGCAAAAAAAGUCGAAAUUUAUUUAGACGCAACGAAGCAACUAGUCUUUACUUAGAAGAUGGAAUGAAACCAAAGUAUCCUAUUUUCAAAGCUCCAUUAGAAUUUUUAGAAAUGAAUGAAACCUCAUAUCCCGAUGUACCACGUUUUGUUGUCGAUUGCAUCGAAUAUAUUGAACAAAAAGACUGCAUCCAAGUGGAUGGUUUAUAUAGAGCCUCUGGCAAUAAGGUUGCCAUAGAUGAACUUAAACAAAAACUUACCGAAAGUUAUAUCUACGAUCCGAAACUAUUAGUUACCGAUGAUAUUCAUACAUUGACCAGUCUAUUGAAAAUGUUCUUCAGAGAAUUGGGCUCGCCACUAAUACCACAUAAUACUUAUAAAAGUUUUGCACCAACAAAAAACUUAAUGGAGCCAUCAGCUAUUGAGGAUAUGAAAAUAGCUCUUCAAACAAUGAAAAAUCCCAAUCGAGAAACUUUGAAAUUUCUUAUAAAACAUCUUACAACGGUUGCCCACUAUAGCAGUGAAAAUCGUAUGCCUGCAUCAAAUUUGGCCAUCGUUUGGGGUCCCUGCAUAUUGGCCGUUAAUCAAAUAGAGUUCGAUAUUGCCCGCAUGAAUACAAUAGCAAAAGUACUCAUUGAAAAUUACGAUCAGAUAUUUGGAGACAAUGAACGAUUAGUCAGUUAAUUUUAUUAAAAAAAAAAAACAUUCCUACUUACAAAAAAAAAAAAAUAAAAAAAAAACAGUUUAGAGCUUACUAAAGAAACCAAAAAUUAUAGAACUAACUUAAGAGUUAAAAUAAUAAUAAAAAUUAUUUAAGCUAUGUAUGUAUAUUUUUUUAAGAACUAGAAUAGUUGACUAAGCAUUUAUGUAUAAUUAAAAAUAGGAUCGUUUGUGUAAAUGAUACCUAAUUAAAU